AUGGAAUCAGAUACGAUCCGCGCCCGCGCAAACACCUCUCGGCGGAUGAGUAUAGGCCCUUCGCUGGUGUCAUCUUCUACGCCAGCAAAAACGUCCAUGCAUACCCGGAGAUCUUCCAGCCAGAGUCCUCAGGUAAGACAGGGUUCCGGGUCAGCUUUCCUUCAAGUAGAGCGGACUCAUGCUCCGCGAGACCUCAGUCCAGUUGGUGCCGCUCCGCACCUCACCCCGACGUCAAUGUUUAACCCCAGCGCUGGAGAGUACUUCGGCGAGACCUGGCAAAGUCGUAAGACUGGCAAGAGUGGGGAAGCGGUUGCCGUGGCUGUACAUUAUAUGAGAGCGAGUGCACAGCCCAACAUGAGAUCCUCCGAGAAUGUUACAACUCAAUAUAUGACACAAGUUUCUCGACCAAGCACCCGCGAAACCCGCCCAACAACGGCCGGUCGGGACGGAUUGAUCGAUACGCCGCCUGCGCCAAAUGCACCCGCGCGUGUUAAGAGUCAUCGAAGUCCGACCCAGAAGACAAUGCUUUCCAAGGCGCUGGCAGUAGCGAACAAUGCUGUAUUGCUUGAUAACGCCCAGAAUAUCGAGGGAGCCAUCGAAGCAUAUGCUGAAGCCUGUGAUCUGUUGCAGCAAGUUCUGAUCCGGAGCUCUGUCCUCGAUGACCGAAAAAGGCUGUCCGACAUUCGAAACGCGUACUCAAAGAGAAUAGCCGACCUUCAUGACCUCGAUGAUUCCUUCUCCGAACUGAUGGAGAAAGCUUUACCUGAAGACCCUCCGCUCGAUGAAACCAACAACUCCUUCUUCAGCACUGAUGGAGUCGAACCAGAUACAACCGAGGUUUUGGAGUCUGUUCAAAUCCCUCCUCGACAAGAGUCUCUUCUGCCGGAAAUAUUUGGUGGAGAGUCAUAUCUCAAUGAGUCGUCAACCCGGAAGAGGAUACAGAUCCCUAGUCUUGCGGUGCCUAUGGAUGCGCAGUAUAUGCCUCCACCUCUUUCGCCUAGAAGACCUGCGUCUCCUGUCUCGGAAAGAGAUGCGAAUACACCUCUGGCGACCAGAAGAUCGAGCGAUGUUCCAAAAGCUGCUCUCCAUACUCGACAAGGUAGCACUGAGUCUACUUCUUGGCUCGAUACUCUCGAAGAUGGCGACUCAUCGACUUCUCGGUCUUCUCGAUUAUCAUCUUUGGAUUUUGGGAUCCAGAAUAACCACAAUAUUGUCGACGACUUCGAAGCAGAGUUCGACGCUGCCCUUGACGCUGCUGUAGAUGCCGCCUAUGACGACAAUCUGACAGAGGAGCCCACUCCGAGACCAGACAAGAAUGUGCAGGAUUUCGAUCAAGAUUCCAGUGCACCCGUGCCUGCCUUCGGAACAGCCUCCCAAGAUCAUUCUGUUCUGUUGUCUGACGUCGAAUUGACUCGAGAAUAUGAUGAGGGCGACUCAUCGGAGGAAGAGGAACGACUACUAGAGGAGAUGACUAAGGGGUUUAUCUUUGAUGAUUUUUCGUUUGACAAUAAAUCGAAAUCGGCACUUCCUCGACAGUCAGACUCCAGUACGUUCUCAGGCAGGACCUGGACAAGUUCUCUUCCGUCGACAACAGCAACAAAUAACACCACCUUGAGCACACUAGCAGAAUCGCAGGAGGCGCCAGUGGAAACAUCCCCUCGACCAGUGCCCCCGGCAAAAGACGCCUUUUUGCCUUCUCCUCCAAAGGCAGUCCUUCCCCAACCACCGCAACUGGCGCUGUCGGUCCAACCGUCCAGCAGACCGACCAGUAUAGAGAAAUAUAGUGGACUAAAUAUUCGGGAAAGGAGAUUCUCAGGUCGCAGUGGGGAGCAGCUCAAGAUCGAGACCUUUGCACGACGAAACUCUUCGACCAUUCCGGUCAAGCCCACUGCGGCGCCUCCGUACGUGCCGGAACUGGAUGUCUCUGGAGAGCAGCCGAAGAUAUCUCAGACAAUAUCUUCAGGACCUACAAUUCCUUCUCUGGCGCCCAUCACGCCCAUGACGGCCUUGCCAUCCAAUGAUUCUGUGCAAAGUGAAUCCCCGGCCACUCCUGCCUUGACGCAAGGGGGUUCUCAGGGCAGCAUCGAGGAUUCAGUCGUUAUGCCGCCGUCGCCUGCAAAGAUAGGGAAGAUGGGGCCUCCCGCCGCCGUCAAGAAAAACUUGUCAUCGUCGAGCUUGAGGGUGAGAAAUCUGUCCGUGGCAACGACGGAAACAAGUACAGAGUCUCCGAUUACACCGGUCAGCGCGGGAUUUGGUGGAGAAAGCCGAAAGGUUGUGCCGCCCCUACCAUCAGCUGCAUUGCCGACACCAUCGACCGCCGCCUUUGGUCCUCAACUUCUGCAGACGGGUGGAAUGUAUCUGUUCGACGAUAUCACCGCGACUGGUCCCCCGAGGACACCGCGAAGUCCUGAUGCCCCAAGCGCGUCUCCUCCUCAACUUCUGGAACCCUGCCCAGAAUCUUUCUUGCUCCGCCCGUUCUGGCUGAUGCGAUGUUUAUAUCAAACACUUGCUCAUCCAAGUGGCGGAUACCUGACCACGAGGCUAUUCAUUCCUCGGGAUGUAUGGAAAGUGAGAAACGUCAAGCUCAAAGCUCUUGAUGAUAAAGUGUCUCAGUGUGAUCUAUUAACCGCUGCGUUACUCAAACUUGCCAAAGUCGAUACCUUUGACGCUGACUCGGUUCUCGACGAGCUACAGUCAUUCGAAGUCGUUCUGGACCAGGUUCGAAACACGCUGCAGAAGAAAAUGGGCAGCGAUGUGGGCUUUUCAGGGUCAUCCGGCCUUUUCAAGUCCACUGGCGAAGACCAAGAGACCGGUAAAUCAACUAACACUGCCGCCAAAUCUAUUGCGUCCAGCUGGCGCAAGCUUCGAUCCAAAUCCAGUGCUCCAGCCAUGGGACAUCAGGGCGGGCAGAAGGACGGUGCCAUGUCCGGCCCAGGCAUGGCGUCGCUACCUAUGACUUCAUCUUCGGCUGUAGCUUCUUCACGGUCACAUCUGAACCGCAAGUUCGCACCGCCUCCGACACCAACGCAAUUGGCGAAUAUUCAACCUAUCCAUGCAGCCUACAUGUCGAGCUUGGCACGCCUCUUUGACGCGGCGCAAGUGCUUGAUGGCAUCGCUCGGCAAGUCGAAGACCCGGGUCUAAAGUGCAGCAACAAAACCCAAGUCGGGUUGGAGCUGGGUGUUAAGAAUGCUGCCGAGUUCUUUGCAUUCUUCAUCAUUCGGUUUGUCAUGGCCGAUUUGAUGCUGAUGGUGGACAAGUUCCUUAAGAGAGGAAGUGAAUGGGUCCUAACUUGA
Messenger RNA from Fonsecaea multimorphosa CBS 102226, 3294 nucleotides. RefSeq lists its product as uncharacterized. Lineage: Eukaryota; Fungi; Ascomycota; Eurotiomycetes; Chaetothyriales; Herpotrichiellaceae. The coding region runs from base 1 to 3294 and encodes 1097 amino acids. The record is from RefSeq and is a predicted model, not a curated record. The transcript has a single exon.